AUGGCAUCAUCCAUGAAAGCUAUCCAAAUUAAGAAUACAGGUGGUGUGGAGGUUUUGGAACAUGUUACUAUAGAGCGUCCUAAAAUUACUGAACCGACUGAUGUGUUGCGUAAAGCUCAAAUUGUUGGUAUUUCAUUAGUACCACUUAUCAUUAAAUCUGAUGAAUAUGUUUUUUUUGGUAGAACUGGACUUUAUAAACUUCCGCUUCCUGCAGUAAUUGGUCGGGAAGGUUCUGGUGUUGUAGAAGCAGUUGGUGAUAGUGUAAAGGACAUCCGGCCUGGAGAUCAUGUAGCUUACAUGAGUUCAUCAUCUUAUGCUGAAUUUACAAUUGCGCAUUCAAAACAUGUUGCUAAAGUACCAAAUGAUCUCGAUUUGAAGUUGGUUGCUGCCUCUCUUCUUCAGGGCUUAACUUCUUGGAUCAUGGUAACUCAGUCUUAUGAAGUGAAAAAAGAUGAUUAUAUUCUUAUCCAUGCAGCUGCAGGUGGUUGCGGUCUUCUUCUUGUGCAACUCGUGAAAAAUUGUGGUGCUCACGCAAUUGGUACCGUCUCUAAUGAUGAGAAGGCUAAAUUAGCUAUUUCAGCUGGUGCUGAACAUGUAAUCAAUUAUUCUAAUCAGAAUGUUGUUGAGGAAGUCAUGCGGAUUACUGAUAAUAAAGGUGUACAUGCUGUUUUUGAUGGUGUGGGCAAAGAUACUUUCGAAACAUCUCUAGCUUGUGCUCGUCGUUUAGGGUCGGUGAUUUCAUUUGGAAAUGCGAGUGGUGCAGUACCACCGUUCGAAAUUUUAAAACUUGCAGAAAAAAAUUUAAAGUUGAUGAGACCUACGUUAUUUAAGUACAUUGAAACCGAAGAAGAGUUUAAAAAAUAUACUGCAGAGUUGUUUGCAGCAAUUAAAGAAGGAAAAUUGAAUAUCAAAAUUUGGAAGACAUAUAAAUUAAGCGAUGUGAGACAAGCCCAUUUGGAUUUAGAGGGAAGGAAGACGUCAGGAAAGUUGAUACUACAACUUUAA
Dentiscutata erythropus is the source of this 1005-nucleotide messenger RNA. NCBI's taxonomy places the organism in Eukaryota, Fungi, Glomeromycota, Glomeromycetes, Diversisporales, Gigasporaceae. The record is from the annotation of a GenBank genome assembly.